AUGAGUACUUGCCAGCACGAGUACGCAGUGGUGGCACUGGGCCUAGAGGGCGCUGCGUUGGUGGCGAUUGUGGCCGUCUUUGGCGUGCACAUUGUGUACAAUUACGGACGGAUUCGGACGACGUUCACUACCAUCUCCAGCUAUGCGGCUGAUCCUCGGAGCUUUGGCAACCGACUGCUCUUUGCGCUCACUUUUGCUGUCUCGUCGGGCCUGAGCCUGCUGCUGAUGCUUGAGCGGUGGAACGGGUCGGACUUGUCGGACUUUUCGUGGUGGGCCCAGCUGCUGAUUAUCUGGUGCCUCCCGCUGGUGGGCAUCUUCUACACCGACGGCGCGGGAACGGUGACUACGUACUACGUGGGCUUUGGCCCUGGCUGCCUCACCAUCCCCAUCGGCGUCUCCACGCUCAUCCAUUCCGUCGCCGCCAUGUUGUUCUUCCUUGGCAUUCCGUCGUACCUCAACUUUUGCGCGCCGCCGCACCCAGACGCGCCGUCCGAUGCCGAGGCUGCGCCAGCUGGCGCUGCGCCCGACUCUGACUCGACCACCAGCUCAGUUUCGCGGUCCUGUUCCGGAUCCGAGACGAGCUUGGGCUCAGGCUCGUCGAGUUCGGGCUCGAGCUACUCGUCACAGGCAGAGUACCACGAGGGCCGCGCAGGGAAUGUAGGCAUGGCGACCGCGGCGCGUCUGCCGCCGCUUGCCGAGAAACAGUCGGCGACGACGAUGAAGCAUGUUCUCUACGUCGCCUCGUUCAUGUCCGAGAUCGCGGUCGGGCUCCUGGUCACAGUGGUAGCCGCCGGGCUCUCGAUCCACCGCAACCGUAGCCUCCGGCCGUGCUUCUCGUAA
This is a messenger RNA of Thecamonas trahens ATCC 50062, 840 nucleotides long. RefSeq lists its product as uncharacterized. The record is from RefSeq and is a predicted model, not a curated record. NCBI's taxonomy places the organism in Eukaryota, Apusomonadida, Apusomonadidae. The transcript is spliced from 2 exons. Bases 1 to 840 code for a protein of 279 amino acids.